Bufo gargarizans (Asiatic toad) is the source of this 1820-nucleotide messenger RNA. Its product is annotated as zinc finger protein OZF-like. The coding region runs from base 1 to 1680 and encodes 559 amino acids. The transcript has 4 exons. Lineage: Eukaryota; Metazoa; Chordata; Amphibia; Anura; Bufonidae. Gene Ontology annotation, biological process: regulation of cytokine production; negative regulation of transcription by RNA polymerase II; regulation of immune system process. The record is from RefSeq and is a predicted model, not a curated record.
AUGGAAAGAUCCGCUGCUUCACCCACCGGGAGUAAACAGAUUCCCGAGAAGAUGAACCAGGAAACCAAUAUUACCCUGCCAAAAGUUAUGGAGAUUGUAGAACUGUACUCCAGGCUCUCGGGCCUGCAGAUCCUCAAUGUCCUGGGUUUUAAAGACUUCUUGAAGAUCUCCAUGGGAUUUGAUGACCAGUCUUUUGUCCCUCUAGUGGACCAGGAUUCCGAAGGGAAAAAUCCAACGGAAAGCAAUGCGUUUGUGCCUGAGAUAAUCAAUGACUGGAAUAUAGAGAAACAUCGGGUAUCUUCAGAUUUUGAAGCAGAUGAUUGUGAUAUUAUACAAGAUAUAUAUGAAGAACAUGCCAACAUCCAAGAUAUACCCUCAUCCAUUCACAGCAAAAAUGUAUCACUUGAUCUUUUUAAAUAUGUCCAAGCUUCUGAUUCAUCACAGACUGUAACAGAAAAUAAAGGUCUCAGAAGACGUGUUAAACAUCAAACAGCUAAUGUAAGAAAGAAGACAUUUUCAUGUUUAGAAUGUGGUAAAUGUUUUAGCUAUAAAUCAGGAUUUGUUAGACAUGAGCGAAUUCACACAGGGGAGAAGCCCUUUUCAUGUUCAGAAUGUGGGAAAUGUUUUAAUCAUAAAUCACAUCUUGUAAGACAUGAGAGAAUUCACACAGGAGAGAAGCGAUUUUCAUGUUCAGAAUGUGGCAAAUGUCUUAGCCGUAAAUCAGAUCUUGUUACACAUCAGAGAAUUCACACAGGAGAGAAGCCGUUUUCAUGUUCAGAAUGUGGGAAAUGUUUUCAUCGUAAUUCAUCUCUUCUUAAACAUCAGAGGAUUCACAAAGGGGAGAAGCCAUUUUCAUGUUCAGAAUGUGGGAGAUGCUUUCGCUACAAAUCAGCUCUUGUCACACAUCAGAGAAUUCAUAUAAGUAAGAAGCCAUUAUCAUGUUCAGAGUGUGGUGAAAGUUUUCAGAAAAAAUCAGCUUUUCUUAUUCAUCAGAAAAUUCACACAGGAGAUAAGCUAUAUUCAUGUUCAGAAUGUGGUAAAUUUUUUAACCAUAAAUCACAUCUUGUUAUCCACCAGAGAACUCAUACAGGGGAUAAGCCAUUUUCAUGUUCAGAAUGUGAUAAAUGUUUUAACAGUAAAUCUGCUCUUGUUAUCCAUCAGACAAUUCACACAGGAGAGAAGUUAUUUUCAUGUUCAGAAUGUGGGAAAUGUUUUAACCAGAUAUCACAUCUUGUUAUCCAUCAGACAAUUCACACAGGAGAGAAGGUAUUUUCAUGUUCAGAAUGUGGUAAAUGUUUUAACCAUAAAUCACAUCUUGUUGUACAUCAGAGAACUCACACAGGGGAGAAGCCAUUUUCAUGUUCAGAAUGUGGGAAAUGUUUUAGCAGUAAAUCUGCUCUCGUUAUCCAUCAGACAAUUCACACAGGAGAGAAGCUAUUUUCAUGUUCAGAAUGUGGGAAAGGUUUUAACCGUAAAUCACAUCUUGGUAUACAUCAGAGAAUUCACACAGGAGAGAGGCCAUUUUCAUGUUCAGAAUGUGGUAAAUGUUUUCAACAAAAAUCAGUUCUUGUUAAACAUCAGAGAAUUCACACAGGAGAGAGGCCGUUUUCGUGUUCAGAGUGUGGGAAAUGUUUUAGGCAUAAAUCAGUUCUUAUUACACAUCAAAAAACUCACACAUAAAAUAAGGUAUCUUCAUGCUUAGCCAGUUAGUGACCGCCUUUGCAUGUUUUUAUGGUGGUCACUAACUGACUUUAUUCCAUCAGAUACUUUUUUUAUUUUUAUAUACAGUGAGCCCCAUUGACUCUGCUCUUACUAGAUGG